Elgaria multicarinata webbii is the source of this 1646-nucleotide messenger RNA. It is a transcript of the gene ECHDC2, whose product is annotated as enoyl-CoA hydratase domain containing 2. NCBI's taxonomy places the organism in Eukaryota, Metazoa, Chordata, Lepidosauria, Squamata, Anguidae. Gene Ontology annotation, cellular component: mitochondrion. Gene Ontology annotation, molecular function: catalytic activity. Gene Ontology annotation, biological process: fatty acid beta-oxidation. The transcript is spliced from 10 exons. The coding region runs from base 27 to 944 and encodes 305 amino acids. The record is from RefSeq and is a predicted model, not a curated record.
CUGUCUGGGAAGUCGGAAGCGGCGCGAUGUUGUGGCUGGGGAAAGCAGCCGUUUUGCUCCGGACGCUCUCCGCCGAGCGCCUACCUCUCCUGGGGCUCGGGGCACACGGCGGCUUCCCCAGAAGAGCCGCGUCCAGAGGGAGGCAAAAGGAGGUCCUUUUACGCGUCCACGGAGAGGUGGAUUGCGGUAUUGCAGAAAUUCAGUUGAACAGACCACAUGCCAGAAAUUCACUGGGGAAAGUGCUUGUGGAUGAACUGUAUGAAACCCUUGAUGUUCUCCGUUUUGAUGAAAGUGUCCGAGUGGUGAUAGUUAAGAGCAAUGUAGAAGGCGUGUUUUGUGCCGGUGCGGACUUGAAAGAGCGUGCCCAGAUGAACGAUACUGAAGUCGACCACUUUGUUCAGCGGCUCCGGAGCUUAAUGGAUGGCAUCGCUGCACUACCAAUGCCCACUAUUGCUGCAAUUGAAGGUUAUGCAUUGGGUGGGGGCUUAGAACUGGCCCUGGCUUGUGACCUCCGAGUGGUAGCAGCAUCAGCUAAAAUGGGCCUGAUUGAAACAACCAGAGGACUCUUCCCUGGUGCAGGUGGAACCCAACGUCUACCACGCUGUAUUGGAAUCGGCCUAGCUAAAGAACUGAUUUUCACUGGCAGACAGAUUGAUGGACAUGAGGCAUUCUCAAUAGGCCUCGUUAAUCACACAGUGCCACAGAAUGAGGAAGGGGAUGCAGCACAUCAAAGAGCGCUGGCUUUGGCUGAAGAGAUUGUGCCUCGGGCCCCGAUAGCUGUGAAAAUGGGUAAAGUGGCUAUAAACAGAGGGAUUGAGGUGGAUAUUGCUUCCGGAAUGGCUAUUGAAAGAAUAUGUUAUGCUCAGAAUAUCCCUACCAGGGAUCGGCAGGAAGGGAUGGCUGCUUUCAUAGAGAAACGACCACCCAAGUUCAUUGGGAAGUGACCCUGUGCCUAAAGACAACUCCGAGGAAGUGACCAGAAGACUGUGCCUUAGAAUGUUUUUCUACAUAAAUUUUAUACUGACACAGUGGAUGAAUUUCACUUGUGUAUUGCCUUUGAAGCAUGAGUUGAACAAUAAAACUGUAGAAGUAUGAUAUGACACAGCCCAAGAAGGUCAGAUUGGUACACCUUGAGAAAGCAAGUCCCCUUUCUCUGUAACCAACCUCUCUCCUAUUUGACUACAAAUGAGGAAACUAAGGAAAGUAUUUUGCUUCCCCAUUCUUUAAACAUCACAGUUAUAUACACACUAUUUGUUAACUUGCCCUUUGUUUAGGGACCCAAGAGAGAGACUCCUGAAACUGCUGCUGACAUAUGGAGGCAUGAAUGCCCAAGCAGAAACAGUUCUCUUCCUCCUUAGCGAUACCAACAGUUAUGUCACUCAUAAAGUGGCCCUGUUUGCACUGGCAGCGAAAAAGAUUAGGAAGAGAGAACUAGAUAAAAUUGCUAUAAACUGCCACGGAGACUCAAAGUGCUGAGCGAAAUGAGAGCUUUAGUCACAGUCAAUUUAAGCUUGUCUGUAUGGCUCUCUUGGUUAUUUUAAACUGUUGUGUACUUUUAUAGUUGUAUGCUUUUCUAUGGAUGUAUUUGUCAUGGCCUUCGGCUAGCACAAUAAACUGGUGAUUGAUUGACAGUUAUACUGUCAUAA